Messenger RNA from Malaya genurostris, 4196 nucleotides. It is a transcript of the gene RanBPM, whose product is annotated as ran-binding protein 9. NCBI's taxonomy places the organism in Eukaryota, Metazoa, Arthropoda, Insecta, Diptera, Culicidae. Gene Ontology annotation, biological process: cell surface receptor signaling pathway; cytoskeleton organization. The coding region runs from base 584 to 2425 and encodes 613 amino acids. The record is from RefSeq and is a predicted model, not a curated record. Gene Ontology annotation, cellular component: cytoplasm. Gene Ontology annotation, molecular function: protein binding. The transcript has 9 exons.
ACUCAUCGUCAACAAAAACUACUACGUUGGAGAUUUUGGCAGACGUCGUCGUUUUUGUCUUCGCUGUAGAAAUAGCAGAAAAUCAGUUAAAGCAGUUCCUGUUCGACUGGCAUCAAGAAAAUAUAUCAGCAGUGGUAGUAGGCAGUAAAGUGUGGUGAAACAGAAGUGCAAAAAAAAGGAUAUUUCGUAAGAAUAGAAAAAACAGAGCUAGGGCUGACGUAGAAAUUGGUGAAAAAAUUGUAUCUCCUAUUGAAUACGUCUGGUGAUUAAUUGAAUUUAUUAAUGAGGUCGAUUCGGGGGAAGGAUUUUAAUCGUUACGCAUUGGGCAAGUCAUCAUUUUUUCGUCGUCAUUUCAAUUAUUUUCCUCAGUAAAAAUUAUCUUGUAUGUAUUAGACAAGGUAAAGUUGUGGGGUGAGAGGGGUAAUCAGGCUGUGAGUUUUGCGUAUGUGUGAGCGAGAGGAGUGGAAACGGAAAAAGUUCAACAAAGGAAAGUGUCGAAGAUCUCAAGCUGCUAGCAGUAGCUGAAGUAAGAGGGAUAGGUGGAAGCAAAGAGGCGAGUUCUCUUUUGCUUUUUCAUCAUCAAAUGGCUGACAGCAGUGUGAAUGCAAAGUGUAGUGAUGGUGUUUCGUAUUUUGAUAGCUCAGUGAAGGAAAAAAUGACUUUACACAAUAAUCCGUCAAAUAGCUCGUCAUCGGCCAGUGGAUCCACUGGAGGAGCUGGUGCAGGCACUUCCGGUGGCCAGACGGUGAUGGUCGAUCGUUUGAAGCUACUGUAUCCGAACGUUAACGAGGCUGUCGAUCCGUUACCUCGUUUCUGGAGCUCCCAAGACAAGUGCACCACCAUCGGACUGACCCAGAAUAAUUUACGUGUUCAUUACAAAGGAGUAGGCAAAUCACACACAGAUGCGGCAUCGGUUCGCACGCCAUAUCCAAUUCCUGCCGCAUGUGGGCUGUAUUACUUCGAAGUGAAGAUAAUCUCCAAGGGACGGGAUGGUUACAUGGGUAUCGGAUUGACUGCACAUCCCCACUUUAAGAUGAAUCGGUUACCGGGAUGGGAUAAGCAAUCGUACGGAUAUCACGGAGACGACGGAAACUCAUUCUGCUCGUCUGGCAAUGGGCAACCAUACGGACCCACCUUUACCACCGCUGAUAUUAUUGGUUGUGGUGUAAAUUUAGUCGAUAAUAACUGUUUCUACACUAAAAACGGCCACCAUUUAGGAAUAGCUUUUAGAGACUUGCCGCCACGAUUAUAUCCCACAGUGGGACUACAAACACCCGGUGAAAUAGUAGACGCCAAUUUUGGCCAGGAGCCAUUCAAGUUUGACAUCGAAGAUAUGCUGAAGGAACUGCGAGCGGCGACCAAAGCGACCAUCUACAAUUUCCCCCUGCCAGACGAUCAGGGCGACUGGACUCUGAUCUUGCACAAAAUGGUCUCCUCGUAUUUAGUUCAUCACGGUUACAGUUCGACGGCGGACACCUUUGUUCGGACUACCGGACAGUCGCUGCAGGAGGACAUGGUGUCGAUAAAGAAUCGACAAAAAAUAAUCAAACUAGUGCUAUCGGGGCGCAUGGGACAAGCAAUCGAGCAAACGGUACGCCUAUAUCCUGGCUUACUAGAGUCCAAUCAAAACUUGCUAUUUAUGCUGAAAUGCAGGCAGUUCAUCGAAAUGGUGAAUGGAUCUGAUUUCGACCUGGGAGGUUCAACUCACACGAGUCCAGUGCAAACGUCGGUGAUACAAUCGACAAAAAGUUUUCAAAAUGGAAACUCAAUUCUCCCGGAUAAUACAGACAAUCAGGGUUUUAGUAAAAACAAUGUCCUUAGUAAUAAUGGCACGUGUAUUGAAGACGACUACUCCAACGACGUGGAGAUGGAGAAUGGCCAUACGAAUAAUGUUAACUCGAACGGCUACAAGAAUGGAACCUCCAACAACACCUUGAACGAUUCGCUCGAGGAAGACGACGAGGACGACGACGACGACGACGAAGCCCGGGAUGAAGAUAUGGAUGUUGAUUCAUCACUAUCGCCAAACUGCAAGUCCGCUGCCAGCGCUGGAUCCGCCCGAUCCGGUGUCGAACGAAUGUUGGCAUUCGGAAGAGAACUAUUCCAAAUGAGCCAACGGUUGGAGAAGGAACAAGGAGUGAAUGAAACCAAUCAGAAAAUGUUAGAGGAUGCAUUUAGUUUAUUAGCGUAUUCUAACCCGUGGUCAAGCCCGCUAGGUUGGCAACUGUGUCCAUCGCGUCGAGAGUCCGUUUGUGCUGCCCUCAAUUCUGCCAUACUAGAAUCACUCAGCUAUUCAUGGCGACCACCGCUGGAGGUGUGUAUAGCGCAUGCAUGUGAACUGCUCCGUCUAAUGUCAAGCUCAUCCCUCGGCGCCUGCGCGUUCGUCAGCGUGGAAGAUGUUCUCAGGCAACAGCAGCAACAUUGACUGCAACUGUUUCUUACGCUGUCCUCUUAUUUCAAUGCCUAAACUGUCGGUUGCGCCAUUACUCCAUCCCAUGCAUAAUACGCUGCGUCGCAUGAACUAUUUCUACUGCUCCCGUUCUAUUCUCACACACCCGACUUGUCAUAUUAGCCUGUGGUUUCUGGUGUAUAAACUGUUCUAAUAGAACUAUCGAGUGUUGGGUGAAAAUUUCGGUGCCGAUGCCCGAUAGAUGAUUGUAUAUUUUAAUUUAUUUUUGCUAUGCGUUAUUAUUGUCGCUUCCAAUUUAUGUUGUUGCAAAAAGCCUUCCCACAAAAAAAUAUGCCUCUUUCCCUUGAGGACAGUAGAAAUAGUAGUGACAUCGUGAUCCACUAAUCGAAAUGGUGUAUAAAACAAACACAAAUUGAAACGUUAGAUUGUAUUAAUUAUGGGUUGCCUAAUAUUUUAUCACAAAAAGCUUCUUGUUUUUUUAUUUUAGUUACAUUUUGAGUUUAUUUGAAUUUUUGGUAAAUCUAAGCAACACAAUACACUAGCAUUCUAUGAAGGAUGUAAAAAUGAAUAAACAAAAAGAGAAAACAUUUUGAAUACUGCAGCAACAUCCAUAUUUCCAUGCAUCGGCGCGUAGAAACAUUUUUAUUAAGGAGGAUAAUUUUACAAAAGCAACUAGUUAAGAUUAUGCGAUAAGGCGAUGACAAAGAUAAGUGAAAAUCGCUCUGGUAACUAUAAAUAACAAAACAUUUACAAGUAAAGGAUGACACAGUUGAUCAUAUGCAUGUUGCGAGUACUUGUUAGCCAAGUUUUAGUUUAAUUUUUGUUUUUGAUUUCCUCUAAUAGCUUAAGGUUUCUUAAUAUCUUUGUGAAAUUAGCCCUUCUCCAUUGUUGGCUUAGUCGUUCUCAAACAUUGUGUUUUAACUCGUAAUCAGGUCAGAAGUAGAAAAUCUUAAAAGAUUUCGAUUUUCACAGCAUCCCAUCUUGGAACCGAAGACUCGAUCGAAUUGAAUAAAAGCGCGUUUACGUAUCUUUCAAGCUUCAACUUAAAGUACUCAUUGUUAUCGUCCGAUAUAGAAGAACUGAAUGAAUAUUUCAAACACUCUCGAUCUAAAUUUAGUUAAAUGUUUUUUGGCUUACAAAAAAAUCAACACACGUGUACAACUCGCAGUGUAUAUUUUAUGAAAUGCUUGGAAGUUAGAGUUUGCUGUGUUUCCAGUUAUUUAAAUAAAGUGCGUCUUCCAAAGAACAAACGAAAUUCUCUCCGCAUAAUCUUAAAUUGAUUUUCAUAACUUUCCUUCUCUUUGAAAUGACCAAAUUCCCAUUCUGUGACAGUUUAUUAGAUAUUGUUAUCAGAUCUUAUUUAGUACUGCUUUGUAAAAAUCAGUUUUGUCCAUUUGUAGUGGCUUCAUCCAACGUAUGCACUUUACUCGUAUGCAAACAAUUCGUCUAUUUAGACAGACGGGAAAACUGUUCUGUUAGUGCUCAGAGCAUAUUGUAAAUGAAAAUUUGAAUAAAAGUAUACAGCAAAGAAGGUGAGCAAGAUAACGUUAUUGAGUGUAGCGGUAAGCAAGUAAUCAAUAACUAAGUAGAGAAAGAGAGUUCACACACGUAUAAUGAAACAAUACAAGUAAAGCAUUAACGAUAAUUAAUUUGAAAUUAAGUUCGAAAACUAUAUAUUUAAGAGAUGAGUUUUGUGAAAUAACUGUGAAUAUCGAAGCUAAAACAGAAAAAAAGAAGCAAACAGAUGAUAAGAAGUAAUAAAAGUUUUAAUUUUAAAAUCUAUAAA